CGCGCGCGGCCGGAGGUGGGCCGGCGCAGCGCUGUGACGUAAUGCAGUGGACGAAGGAGGUGGCCCCGGAUGUUGCGGCGCCCGCUGGCCGGGCUGGCUGCGGCCGCCCUGGCCCGGGCCCCUCCGGACGGCAUGUCGGGUCCCCGGCCUGUGGUGCUGAGCGGGCCUUCGGGCGCUGGGAAGAGCACCCUGCUGAAGAGGCUGCUCCAGGAGCACAGAGGCAUCUUCGGCUUCAGCGUGUCCCAUACCACGAGGAACCCGAGGCCGGGCGAAGAGAACGGCAGAGAUUACUACUUUGUAACCAGGGAGGUCAUGCAGCGGGACAUAGCGGCUGGGGACUUCAUCGAGCAUGCUGAGUUCUCGGGGAACCUGUACGGCACGAGCAAGGCGGCGGUGCAAGCGGUGCAGGCCAUGAACCGCAUCUGCGUGCUGGACGUGGACCUGCAGGGUGUGCGGAACAUCAAGGCCACCGACCUGCGGCCCAUCUACAUCUCCAUACAGCCGCCCUCGCUGCACGUGCUGGAGGAGCGGCUGCGUCAGCGCAACACCGAGACAGAGGAGAGCCUGGAGAAGCGGCUGGCUGCUGCCCGGGCCGACAUGGAGAGCAGCAAGGAACCCGGCCUGUUUGAUGUGGUCAUCAUUAACGACAGCCUGGAGCAGGCCUACAAGGAGCUGAAGGAGGCGCUGUCUGAGGAAAUCAAGAAAGCUCAAGGGACCGGCGCCUGAGGCUUGCUCUCUCUCCUUGGCACCCCGGGUGCAUACCGGACCAGGGCAGCAGCACUGAGCAGCCCCCUUGGCAGGCCCUACGGCAGCUCUGUGCCCUUGGCUGGCGUGUGGAGUGGAGGGGAUGCGUCUCCUGUGGUUGGACCAUGCUGGGGUGACCCCAACCCAAUCCCACCGGGCUGUUCCUCAAACGCGGGCCCCGGGGCUGACAUGCUAAUAAAAUAAUGGUUGGAUUAGAGAGUCCA
This is a messenger RNA of Saimiri boliviensis boliviensis (Bolivian squirrel monkey), 968 nucleotides long. It is a transcript of the gene GUK1, whose product is annotated as guanylate kinase 1. Gene Ontology annotation, biological process: purine nucleotide metabolic process. The record is from RefSeq and is a predicted model, not a curated record. NCBI's taxonomy places the organism in Eukaryota, Metazoa, Chordata, Mammalia, Primates, Cebidae. Gene Ontology annotation, molecular function: GMP kinase activity. Gene Ontology annotation, cellular component: cytosol.